Messenger RNA from Racocetra persica, 1044 nucleotides. The record is from the annotation of a GenBank genome assembly. Lineage: Eukaryota; Fungi; Glomeromycota; Glomeromycetes; Diversisporales; Gigasporaceae.
AUGUGUGAAAAGCUUCCUUCCGAAAUUUUACGACAUGUUUUCAAGAUCAUAUACGAGGAUGGGCUAAAUGAUCGAGCAGAAAUGUUGGAAGAUCUUUAUACUUGCAUUCAAGUUAAUAAACGUUGGUGUGAAACUGCUAUGCCAAUUCUCUGGUCAAAUAUCAUCCCGUCAGCAAGUGUUAUCAACGUAUAUAUGUCCUUCUUUACUCCCGAUGAACGAAAUGAAUUAAUAUCCAAAGGAAUUCCAUUUCAAAAAAUUUCCACAAAACCAUCUUUAACCUUUUGUUAUCCAUCAUUCCUUCGAGUUCUUAAUUUACAUGAAUUUUCUUCUGCAAUAUUUCAUUGGUGUCUUCAGGAAUGUCCCCAACCAAUUUCUGCUCAAUAUAAUGUUUUGUUGCGUGGUUUACUCAUAAUUCUUGCGAGACAUUGUAAAACUUUACAACAGCUCCACCUAGAUCGUCGUUUGUUGCUAGAUAAUAUGCAUCAUGAAUUGUGGCUUUUGUUACAUGAAAUAACAACUCGAAAUUUGAUCUCUUCGGUUAGAAAGCUUUGCCUUGAUGUCAGAAAAAUUAUUAACGAAGAAUGUUUAAAAUUAUUGUGCAAGUCUUGUAGACAUUUACGAAUUCUUAAAGUUGACAUGACGUUAGUGGAACCUUUUUGGAGUUGGGAUUCACGAAUUGCACAACUAGUAUCUUCUCAAAAAUAUCUAAGUUCCUUUAUAAUGAAACGAGGCAAAUGUACGGAUGCAUUAAUUUCUGCAUUGGAAUUGCACGCAGAUUCUCUGCGACUUAUCCAUUUUCGUAGGGUGGAUUUUUCAAAAUGUACCUCAAUUGGCACUUUUAAAUCCAAUUGUAAAAACUUGGAAGUAUUAAUAAUCCAUGGCUGUAAAUAUUUGUCAGGGAAUGUGCGCGAAGAACUGAUUCACGCAUCAUUUCCCAAAUUGGUUGAACUUGAUGUUAACGGAACUGAUUUUGAUGGAACAAUGACUUCAUGGAAUAAUUGUGUGGGUAAACGUAAUGAACACCAAGAACUAAAAUUCUACUGA